Messenger RNA from Prorocentrum cordatum, 644 nucleotides. The record is from the annotation of a GenBank genome assembly. NCBI's taxonomy places the organism in Eukaryota, Dinophyceae, Prorocentrales, Prorocentraceae.
GAGGCGAUGAGGCAGACCCACCGCAAGAGAAAGGCCUCUAGCGGAGAUUUGACUUCGACGCCGAAGCGGAGAGCCUCGUCGACGCUCAGCCUGGGCACUGAGGGCGCCAGCCAGGAGCCCGAGGCCAGCCCCCGGAGGGCGCAGGCUGGGGGCGACCCCGCGGCGCAGGCGCCAGGUCCCGGCGAAUCCGCCGCGGACAAGGACGCCUCGCCGGCGGGGCCGGGCCUCCAGAAGCAGGAUUCCACCAUGUCCCUCGGCGGCGAUGCUCCGGCGGGCGGAAAGGGGCUCGUUGACGACAAGCAGCGGGACAAGGUCCGGCAGAAGCUCGUCGAGGCCCUCGGGAAGGCGGAGGCCAUCGAGACGAAAGGCGACGAACAGGGGAACGACGAGAUGCGUGAUCCCCAGCUUCUUGGCGCAGAGAUCGAGCAGGAGCUCUUCAAUGCGAUACCCAAGAAGGACGCGUACAUGAAUCAGGCCAGAUCGCUCCUCUACAACUUGAAGGACCCUAAGAACUUGACAUUCCGGUUCAAGCUCAUGGUGGGGUUCUACAAGCCCAAGGAUGUUCCCAGCCUGAACGCAGAGGAUAUGGCGAGCGACGAGAAGAACGCGCAGCGAGCCAAGCAGCGGCAGGAUGCAAUGGAGGA